AUGCCUAUUCUUGACAAUUUGUCAGCCUCCACAGAACAGGAAGAUGCCUGGCUGCCAUAUGACAAAUUUGUUUUGUUUUGUAGAAUUGAUCAAAACACAUGUAUUUCACAAAAUGAAGCAACCGAGCAACUAUGCAGCUCAACUGAGAAUUCUUUGUUGAAGCUACAAGCCCUUGAAACCGAUCUGUGCUCUGCGUUUCUGCCAACCCAGGAGGAAACUCCCCAGCUGCCGGCACCCAAGGAUCCAGCCCCUUCAUCAGUCCAAACCAGUGUGCAAGCUGAUGGGGCCAGUAGUGGAGACCAAUAUCACUUCAUUUCUCCUAUUAUUGAUUUUAGUUUAAUGCAUCAGCAGAGAGAUAGUGAAGAGCCUUUACCAGCCCACAGAGACUGGCAGAAUGACAUGGACAGCAGCCCACAAGAACAUCGUUCCCUAGGAACCAGUCGACUGCUGUAUCACAUUACUGAUGGAGACAAUCCUCUUUUGUCACCACGCUGCUCUAUCUUUAGCCAAAGCCAGAGAUUUAAUUUAGACCCAGAAUCUGCCCCUUCUCCACCAAGUGCUCAACCUUUCAUGAUACCAAGAAGUUCUUCUAGAUGUAACUGUGAAGAGUGCAAAGAACCCCAAUCAAUAGCACAACUUACCAAGCAUCUUCAGAGUCUCAAGAGAAAAAUUAGGAAGUAUGAAGAAAAGUUUGAGCAAGAAAAAAAAUACCUGCCUUCACAUGGUGACAAGACUUCCAAUCCUGAAGUCCUAAAAUGGAUGAACGAUUUGGCCAAAGGUCGUAAGCAGCUUAAAGAGCUGAAACUCAGAAUGUCAGAAGAGCAAAACUGUAUCUCCAGAGCACUCCAAAGAAAGGGUAGUAGUGAAAGUUCUGGGACCCCCAUAGAGACUAGGACACAGGAGGCCACAAGCAUGGAACAAGCUCCUUCAGCAGAAGAAACCGUGGACAGUGUAUUGAGACAAUUAAAGGAGAAAAGACAACACUUCAACAUUCCUGAGACUAUUAAGGUAUUUAACAAAUCUGGUUGUCUCUUACAGUACUUCAUCAUCUUAAACAGAUAUUAGUUGCUGGAUGACUAAGCAUCCUGUGCCCUCAGGCACUGCAGGGCAUUUUCUCUCUAACUGCACUAGUGCAGUUUUCUGAAGUGAUUUUUCUGUGAAGAGUUGCACAGACAAUGAGGUGAAGAAGUUUUUUUCAAGUAGUGCCAAACACUUUUUGCUCAGAUGGAUGAAAAAAUUAUCAGCCAGACUUGCCUACUUGAGGUUGUGUGCAUGUGAAGAGCAUGCACAUUGUAUCAAAAAUGCUGAAAGCAAAUGUAAUCCUAUCUUGAGUCCACAGAAACUUUGCUGUAAUGAGGGACCAAGACUUCUCCCCCACUAAACCACUGACACAGUCUCAGUCUCUCAAAGAGCUCCCUGUGGACUGACUAGGAGGCUUUUCUGGCUCCUGGGCCACUGGCUGAAACAGUGACUAAGUCAGUCCUCACUGGUGUAAAAAAGUGUGUUUUGAUCAGUCUUCCACCGCAGAAUUCAAAUGUACAAAGGCCAUUAAUAGCAGACAGGGUGAAUUCAGCUUUGGUUCCUGCCCAGGACCCACAAGGUCCCCCCUUAGUAGACAAUAAACCUGCAGGUCUCCUUGGUGGAUCUCUCCCAGAUGUUUCUGAAGCAGAGAAAUUAGGAACAUGUGCAGUUAUUUUGACAGUAAAGAUCCCCUUUCACCUGAGUAAUGCUAAAAAUAUCUGUCUAGUUGAUAGCCCUGCAUUAAUGCCACGUGGGCAGCAAAACCAUCCAGGCUGCUUUGCCCUCUGAUAUUGAUACACUUACUUGUGUUUGUAUUGCCUCUGCUCUUCUACAUUCUCAAUUACUCUUUUCAAUCUAAGAGAAGAUUUAAUAUCCCAUGAAAUGCACUUGCGUAGUUAGGGACGUAAUUAUUUUUUCAAAUGAAUACCUAUUUUAAAAUUCUGUACAUCCAUGCUACUGGCACAUUUUAGGAUCUCUAUAAAGCAGUUCCACAGAACAUACUGUCCACAAAAGAGCAUAUUUUAUUUUUAUUUUGUGUUGCUUUAUUUCAUUUUCCUAUUUCUGCUGUCAAAUGAUGUUGCUAUGCUUGGUGCUGUAUAACCAAGAAAGAUGACAAAUUCUGUUCACAAAGAUACCUGAAAUCUCAGUGCAGUCAGAAACAUCUGGAUUCUGGCUGCUGAAGGAAAAAGAGGGAGAAUGGGGAGAGGGAGAGAGCCUAAGAGAAGCGAGAAAGAACAAAACACUAAACUGUGCUAGAAUAUUGUAACACUAGGAAAUGAUUUAGGAUGGAUUUCAAUAGCAUGAAGUACCCAGCAGAGGUAAUUUUUGAUUUCUUUUCUUUUCUUGGUUCUUAACAACUGGUUACUGUAUUAAAAUUAGAACUGUGCAAAACUAUGUCAUACUUCUGUAGCUGAGAUUUUGAGCUCUGCAUAGAUGGUUGACUUUUUAAUUCCUUCUUUUUAUAGGUUACUUUUUGAAAACAUGUAAGGAAAAUGGUUUCACAAGCAUAUCUCCUUUGUAAGAAAACACAAGAGAACAACAAAAGCAUGCAGUCCUGUUUGUACUCUUAAGUCACAACAGUACAAACUACAUGAUAAUAGUUAUAGUUGUUAAAAAAAAUGUUGCUCUGCAGAGAUCUGCUGCUACCAAAACAGAUGUUAGUGAGGAAAUCCUAUCUAGAAGAACUCUUAUGAGUACAAGAGUAAGCUGGCUGCAGGUCCCAUUCCAUUUUUGAUUAAUUCUGUGCAAUGGCAGAGCUGUAAUCUAAAUUUAAUGUCUGCACAAAUUAAUAUUUCCCCCCCCCUUUUUUUUUAAGCACUCAUUUGUACAUCUCAACUACUUUUCUUCUGAAAGAUCUAUCCUUUUUUAGUAAAGAUGAUUGAAAAUAUUUAUACAAAGCUGCUAUGGAACAGAGGUUUGAAGAGGAAUAAUAGGAAGUCAAAUUGAGCUAUUUCAAAAUAAUUUUGAAUCAUUAGGUCCUUAUGCUUAACAUUAAAAUUAUUGAUCUUCAGUUAUGAGUGAUUCUGGUCUUUUGAGGUAGAAAGGUUUACAGGAACGUAAGUAAAAAUGAAUUAAGGAUGUCUGCUGGUUAGAAAAAAGAUCAAGAUCUUCACUUAAUCUACAAGCAACUUUUGUGUUACUGUUGUUAAUUUGGUGUGCAAUAUUUUAUUUUGUGUAUAGAAUUUAGAUUCUCUACCAGAAUGUGAGCUGGACUAAUAGCAAGCUAAAGAGUAGCUAAAUGUUUAAAUGUUUUUAGGUUGUUUUUUUUUGUUUUGUUUUGAAGAUUUAACUGCUUGGGGCAAUGAUAGUGUUUCCAUACAAGGUUGCCUUGUUGUCCCCCAAAACAGAAAUGAGAGAAUGAGUGUCCUUAAAAAAGAUGCAAAGUUGAAUGUGACUUGUGAAAUUUGGUUUGGUAAACAUUUUACUGACUGUUGAUAAUAGGAUUCGUAGAUCACAGAUUUUUUAAUUUUUAGCCCAAAGUUAUCAAGUCAUUUGGAGGGCUAUUUUGUUCAUCAAAUAUACAACAACCACCCUAAUAAAAUAGCAGAUAAGAUGAGAGGAAGGUGGGAGGCACAGUCGUUUAGAAUCCUAAACCAUCCUGUGUGUCUAAAGAGGACAAGCUACAAAACCUGAAUGAAUUAUAGGCCUAUUUCUGUUUAUCUUUUCAUUAGCUAUGAAGCAGUAUUUUUAUGUAGUUAGCACUGAAUUUCAUGCUGCUAUGCACAGCCCAUAAUCAGAAGAUGUUCAAGACGAUUCUGGAGUUUGUCUUUUCUCAUUUUGAAAUUAUCAGCCAUUUUAAGCCCAGCUGAAUACAAACCUGUCUUGAGAUUGCUAAUGAAACGAGCUAAUGAAAUAAACCCAAAUGCUAAGCCCUCUUGAGAUUGUUUCUCAUGUGUAAAAUCAAUAUUAAUGAUUAUUCUCUGUUUCCUGUUAAGCGUUCAGCUGCUUCAGGCUUAAUAGUUUUUGAAAGAAUGAAUCUUGUAUUAAUUGCAGAAAUAGCAAUAAACAAUACAGUUAGCUGUUUUAUAAUACUCCUAAAUUCUAGUUUAGCAGCUCUUCUUUUAACAUGAGUGACAAAUAAUUUCAGAGUGAUUAACUCAUGCAGACCUUUAAGAACAAGAGGUUUUGCUCUGUUUUUGCAUUUGGACAACAAUCAAAAAAGUUUAUGCUCCUGCAAAGUUAAUAGCAAGGAAAGAACAUUACUUCUUCAGGAUUUGAUAUAUUUUUGAAAAGAAAUGGCUAAUUAUUAUUUCUCCAAUUUUUCAAUAAAAAACCUGGUCACCGAUCUCUCGCAGAAAUGUAUCCCCCCACCCCAGUUCCAUCAUUCUUUGCAUUACUUCAUUGCAGUGGAGGAGCUCUGCUCCAAACCUUCCAGCAGUUAACUCUAAUUCUAGAGAUCUGUCAUGAUCUGGCAGACUCUGUGGAAAAUUACAUUAGCUUCACAUGCUCCUCUUCUUGCUGUUCCAACCCAGAUGAAAAUAUGGACAUGUUAGGAGCAGAUUUUCUUGGGAAGAGGGGGGGAAGGAAAAAAAAUAGCAGUUAAAUAGUGUGCUCUCUGUACAAAACACAAGCAUAGCGGUACAUCAUCACCAACACUGAUAAAUCACAUUGUUGAGAAAUCAACAUUUCUCUUUCUGCUACCACUGAUUUAUAUUGUGAUUUUUGAGCAAAAAUAAAACACUUCACUUGUGAAACAUCACUGCAGAAAGAAUUCAGCACUUGCAGGAGAAGUGGUGUUCAGUGCAGCAGAACAAUGAGUGUGACCGGGGAAGCAACCCAGGUCUGCUCCCAUUGUUAGUAAAGCACUGCAUUUUCUGCAGCUUUUCCAUAGCAGUUCUACAGAUGCACACUAUCCAGCUGCAAAUUCCUGCUGCUUAUUGUUCCCUUUCAUUUUAAAAAUAGCACUGUUUUCCAAUAUGUUCAGCUUUUGGGGUGUUUUAAUCACUGUAUCACAAUGGUUAGACAUUUAGAGAUUUCAUUGUCAGUCUGUCAUUCUACUCUGUUAAUGUGUUGUGUUUGCAUAGCUGAAACUUCCUGUUUGUCAUCUCUUGCCAGCCAAUGGCAGUCAUGGCUGUCAGGUGAUGUCCCUGGUGAUGUCCUUGGUGAUGGGAAAAAGGGAAAUAUAACUCCCAUUUUUAAAAAGGUAGAAAGGAAGACAUGGGGAAACUAUAGGAUGAUAAGCCUCAUGUCCAUGCCUGAGAAGAUCAUGGAGGAGAUCCUCCUGGAAGAGAUGUUACAGCACAUGUGUGACAAGAAGGUGAUCCAAGACAGCCAGCAUGGCUUCACCAAGGGCAGAUUGUGCAUGACCAAUCUGGUGGCCUUCUGUGAUGGAGUUAUGACAUCAGUGACAAAGGAAGGGUAACUGAUGUCAAGGUGUUGCACUUGGGUCAGAACAAUCCUAAAUAACGUGUACAGACUGAGAGAAAAACUCAUUGAGAACAGUCCUGUGGAGAAGGACUUGGGAGUUCUGGUGGACAAGAAGCCGCGUAUGAGCCAGCAGUGUGCUCUUGCACACUGUAUUUCUCACCUAAAAAGUUUUACUCAUUCUCUUCCUAGAUUUCGUCUGCAUUAGACCUUGAGUGGGGAAAUACACAUUUGUGAUCUAUGUAAGACUUAAGUCAUAUAAAGUUGCAUUCUGUUCUUGCUAAAUCAUUGCCAAGUCCUAUUCAGCGUCAGUGUGGACAGAAACAGAAUUCAUGGCUGUUUAUUUGGGGAGAACAGAUGAUUGAAUAAAUACCUACCUGUAUCCUUGUCAUGAAAUCCUGGUUCACAAUCUUAGAAAUAACUUUUUAAAACUAGAAUAUGACAAUAAUAAUAAUAAUAAAGGCUUUGGAAAACAUUAAUCUUCAAAAAUGUCUGCUAUAUUUGAGAGUAAUCACGGAUGGCCUGUAAGUAUACCAUAGGAAGAUGAGUAAAUUGAAGAUUAUAUAAGUUCUCUACCAAGUAUUUUUGGACUCAUUAAUUAAACAUAUUUAGAUUAAUUUUCUGCUAUCAACAUUUCAAACUAAUCUUCAUAUAUAAAUUUUAGUGCUUUAUGAAUUUGUUUUAUAUUUUU
Molecule: messenger RNA, 6076 nt
Organism: Meleagris gallopavo (turkey)
Lineage: Eukaryota; Metazoa; Chordata; Aves; Galliformes; Phasianidae
Source: RefSeq, a predicted model, not a curated record